UCGCUUCAGCAGCACAACACAGACCAAGAAACAAAAAUCCUUAAACAUGUUCAAAUUGGUGGUGUUGUCUGCUCUUCUUGCCGUAGCUGUCGCUCGUCCCGGUCAUCUUUAUGAGUCCCCCUUGGUUUAUGCCGCUCCAGCUGCCACAACCAUUGUCCAGGAGCCAGUUCUGGCCAAAGUGGGUGCAGUGGUGAACAGCAUUCCCACCUCCGUCUCCCACCAGAGCCAGUCGGUGGUGCACAGCCAUUCCCAUGUGGUGGAGGACAUCGUGGCCCCGGUGGUGAAGUCCACUCCAGUGGUCAGCUAUGCCGCUGCUGCCCCAGUGGUGCACACCUCCUAUGCUGCCGCUCCCGUUGUCCACACCAGCUACGCUGCUGCUGCUCCAGUCGUCCAAACCACUUACGCCGCUGCUGCCCCGGUGGUGCACACAUCCUAUGCCGCCGCAUCUCCCGUCGUCUACAACUCCAGCUGGUAAUCGGGAGAUCUGCACUUUUGGGGGCUCAUUCGAGCGAUCUGGAUGGUUAGAAAAAAGCGAUUCCUUUUGUAUAUAAACGAGUUUAAUUGCGAGUAAAAUGUGAUUGUUAAAGAAAA
Drosophila rhopaloa is the source of this 591-nucleotide messenger RNA. RefSeq names its product larval/pupal cuticle protein H1C. The record is from RefSeq and is a predicted model, not a curated record. The coding region runs from base 47 to 475 and encodes 142 amino acids. The transcript has 2 exons. NCBI's taxonomy places the organism in Eukaryota, Metazoa, Arthropoda, Insecta, Diptera, Drosophilidae.